This is a messenger RNA of Colletotrichum destructivum, 291 nucleotides long. RefSeq lists its product as uncharacterized. NCBI's taxonomy places the organism in Eukaryota, Fungi, Ascomycota, Sordariomycetes, Glomerellales, Glomerellaceae. The record is from RefSeq and is a predicted model, not a curated record. The transcript is spliced from 2 exons. Bases 1 to 291 code for a protein of 96 amino acids.
AUGAGUCUCCAAGAUAGCCCGUCGCAGCAUAACACCGGCGGUCCGGGCUUGCUAUUCCACCCCCUUGUUGACGGCUCUUUGACACAUGGAAAAGAAGGACGACACAGGGGGCGGGCGUCUAUCGACAUGUCUCGAUAUUGCAACCGCCUUUUUCAUGUCCCGCUGCUGCUUACGUCGUCGCCCUCGUCCUCGUCCUCGUCGUCCCCUUCUUUACAUGUGCAAGACGUCCUCCGGGGGAGGGUGUUAUUGAGUUCGACCUCGAGCGAAGGGGUUCAAUGUCCGAGGGGCUGA